AAACGUUAGGGAAGGUGUUUUUUGGGUCAAUUAUGAGAGGCAUUAUAAGAUGAUUACAAGAGAAGAGAAGGCAGCGAAUGAUCAUGAGAGCAAGGCAUCUUCGUCUACAACAUCAUGGACAAGGUUAAAGGAUCCAAGAAUUGUUCGUGUUUCGCGAGCAUUUGGAGGAAAAGACAGGCACAGCAAAGUUUGUACUGUAAGAGGGCUAAGAGAUCGUCGUGUAAGGCUUUCAGUUCCUACUGCUAUUCAAUUAUAUGAUCUUCAAGACAGAUUAGGGCUUAAUCAACCAAGUAAAGUUGUUGAUUGGUUGCUUGAUGCAGCUAAACAUGAAAUCGACGGAUUGCCUCCCUUGCAAAUUCCUCCUGGAAGUUUGAACCCUAAUCUUUAUCCUAUGUUAGGAAUUGGAGGAUUGCCUCAAUUUUUCCAUCAGCAUAAUAUUGUUGGAGCAUCGUCAUCAUCAGAGUUUGAUCCCAAAGAAAUAAACUUCCAAAUGUUGAGUAAUAAUUCCGGUUCAGAAAAUCCCAUGUCAAGUAGUACUAAUUCCUUUAGACAUUCUAUUGACUCCACAAGCCAAUCUAUAAGACCUUUCCAUUUUCUACCUUCUCAAAAUUGUGACGAGACGGAGCCCUCCAAUUAAGACCAUUUAGUUCCUCUCUGCUCUAUAUAACAACUUAAGUUUUUAGACAAAGUACGUAUUGGUUAUAACAUGACACCAGAGCAGACAUAUUAUUGGUUGAUCGGAUGUUUCAUUAAGCUAUUCAACUUUCAAGAUCAGAGCAGGUCAUCAACUGUAUUUGCCUCGGGUGAGUACUGAAUAAUUCGAUACUAGCAUAAUAUAUAUAGUAGUAUAUAUAAAACAACAAUUGUAUGUUCUUUUGGUCAUAAUUAUUCCUAUAUAUGAGUUCUAUAGCUAUAAAAACUCAUGAUUGGAUUGUUUGGGAUCAAUUAUUGCUUCAAUGUACUCCAAUUUCAAAAUGUAUUAUGCAAUAUAAAGUUGUACGUACGGUUAUUUAGAGACUAUAUAUAUAUAUUU
Molecule: messenger RNA, 1033 nt
Organism: Solanum verrucosum
Lineage: Eukaryota; Viridiplantae; Streptophyta; Magnoliopsida; Solanales; Solanaceae
Product: transcription factor TCP13-like
Exons: 2
Coding region: 50-637 (195 amino acids)
Cellular component (GO): nucleus
Molecular function (GO): DNA-binding transcription factor activity; sequence-specific DNA binding
Source: RefSeq, a predicted model, not a curated record